AUGAUUAAAUUAAAGGAUUUCUGGGAAAAAGAAAGUAAAGCUCCACUAUUACAACGUAAUGCUGGAUAUUUUAGUCGUGAUUCUGAGAAUACUGAAAAGCAACUACUAGAUGCAGAAGGCUGGCUAGAUUUAGCACUAAGACCUGAAAAUGUAUUAAAUAAAUCAUUUCAAAGUAGUGAUAGUAUAGAAUUAAAAAAUUAUGUAGAAUUUGAAAUUCCUUUGGAUAGAGAAUGUGAAGUUAUUCUUAAGGAACAAACAGAUAAUCCAGCAAUUAAUCGUAUAUUUAAAUUAGAUGCAGAAAGAACCUUUUCUGAUGAUAAAAAUAGGCAGAAGAUGAUACAAGUUUUGAGUACAAUAUAUACUGAAAUACAAGAUUAUCAUCAAGGUCUUGGAUUUAUAGUUGCUUUUUUAAUGUUACAACUUAGCCCACAAGAUACUGUUAAACUUGCAUUAGCAUUACAUAGAUAUUAUCUACCAGGUUACUUUAAAACAGCUCCAUUUAAUUAUGUUAGAGAUGCAAAAGUAUUUCAAAAACUUCUUGAAGAGAAAUAUCCAGAAUUAGCAGCUAAGAUAAGCAAUGCAGCUUGUACUGAAGCAUUUUGUUCAAAAUGGUUUGUAGGACUAAAUGUUCAUGUAUUACCAUUUCCAGCUUUAUGUAAAUUUUUUGAGUUAUUAUUAAUUGAAGGGAAUGUUUUUUUAUUUAAAUUUGCAUUAUCUAUUGUAAAGAAUUGUUCACAAGAUAUUCUUGAAGCUAAGGAUACAUCUAAGAUUUUAGCUAUAUUACGUUUGGAUAACAAAUUAUAUGAUGAUAAAAAAGGUAAAAUUAAACAAGAUAGCUUUGAUAUAAAGAGCUCAGAAUAUGAUGGUAGUUUUUUUAUACAUUUAGUAGAAGAUGCAAUGGAUAUUUCUGUAUCAGAAGAUGAUAUAGAAGAAUUUAGAAAAGUAGUUAUAGAAGAGAUGAAAAUACAAGAAGAAAAACGUAAGCAAGUAGAAGCCCUAUUGGAUUUUGAUGAUGAAAUAAUUUUUUCGGAUGAAGAAUAA
Cryptosporidium muris RN66 is the source of this 1041-nucleotide messenger RNA. RefSeq names its product TBC domain-containing protein. The transcript has a single exon. The coding region runs from base 1 to 1041 and encodes 346 amino acids. The record is from RefSeq and is a predicted model, not a curated record. Lineage: Eukaryota; Apicomplexa; Conoidasida; Eucoccidiorida; Cryptosporidiidae.